AUGUCGAGGGAACGUAAUUGUGAAACAGAUUUAUUCGAUGAAGCAAUACGGAAGGUGCAAGCAUAUUUAAAACCAAUUGGACUGCAAAUUGAUUAUCUCAGUCAUAGAACUAUCUGGAAACGCUUACGAGUUAUGUGGUUGUUCUCAAUUAAUACAUUGUGGAUAAUUACUAGUAUAUGUAGUCAGAUGGCAUGGCUGAUACACGGUAUUGUCACAGGGAAGAGUUUUAUACAACUUACAAACUUAGCUCCAUGUCUCGCUUUUUGUCUCCAAAGUAAUAUCCAAUCACUUUACUUCGUAAAACAUGGUCGUAAGGUUUGCGAUUUAGUACAAGCCAUACGUACUCUUCAAUCGAUGACCGCUGAAAACAAACUGAAAGAAGUCGAUAUUCAAUUUUUAAAAAGUCAAAUGAAAAUGUUCUACUUUGCUGUAAAUAGUCUAACAAUUAUUAUUGCUAUCGGGGUACCGGCAUUUGGAAUAAGCCCUUUAAUAACAAUUGCUGUGAAUUACUAUAGUAAGGGUGAAGUUGAACUAGUAUUGCCUUUUUUACUGCUGUAUCCGUUCGAUUCAACUGAUAUACGAUUUUGGCCGAUUGCUUACAUACAUCAAAUGUGGGCAGCGGUAUUUGCAGUACUAGGAGUUCUGGGUCCAUACUUUUUAUGUUACGCUUGCUCAGCAUUCAUAGUUUUCCAAUUUCAUGUCCUCCAAAAUGAUUUGGAAAACGUUAUACCCAUCAACGUAAAUGUUCAAUUAAUGGACGAAGACUUUAAGAAGAAUCUAUUGAAAAUAAUUGAUCGUCACAGAAAAUUGAUUGAGUGUGUGGAUCUUAUGGAAUUUAUUUAUACGGAGUCUAUUCUGCUUAAUGUCGUUAUGAGUACAUUACUUAUAUGCCUCACUGGAUUUAAUGUCAUGACUAUUAAAGACUUCACUCUAGUCGUGCCUUUUUUGGAGUUUCUUAUGAUGGGCUUUACACAAAUAUAUUUUCUGUGCUAUUAUGGCGAUAUGAUUAUGAUUUAUAGCAUGAAAGUUAGUGAUGCGGCCUACAAUUGUCAGUGGUAUAGAGCAGAGAAGUCGAUUGUAAAUUAUCUGAUGAUAAUAUCUACCAGAGCUCGGAAACCAUGUAAAAUGACUGCUCUCAGAUUUUCUGAUGUCAACUUCAAAACGUUUACUAAAAUAUUAAGUUCUUCUUGGUCAUACUUCGCUUUGCUGACAUCACUAUAUCGCGAGUAA
Molecule: messenger RNA, 1230 nt
Organism: Vanessa atalanta (red admiral)
Lineage: Eukaryota; Metazoa; Arthropoda; Insecta; Lepidoptera; Nymphalidae
Gene: Or-25
Product: odorant receptor 67c-like
Exons: 7
Coding region: 1-1230 (409 amino acids)
Biological process (GO): detection of chemical stimulus involved in sensory perception of smell; sensory perception of smell
Cellular component (GO): plasma membrane
Molecular function (GO): odorant binding; olfactory receptor activity
Source: RefSeq, a predicted model, not a curated record